Molecule: messenger RNA, 1248 nt
Organism: Eurypyga helias (sunbittern)
Lineage: Eukaryota; Metazoa; Chordata; Aves; Eurypygiformes; Eurypygidae
Gene: PSTPIP1
Product: proline-serine-threonine phosphatase interacting protein 1
Exons: 14
Coding region: 1-1248 (415 amino acids)
Biological process (GO): actin filament polymerization
Cellular component (GO): plasma membrane; actin filament; cytoplasm
Molecular function (GO): actin filament binding
Source: RefSeq, a predicted model, not a curated record
AUGGUAAACCUGCAAACUGUGCACACAAAGCAGCUCAACUGUUUGUCUUUCUGUCUUCAGUGCAAGGAGUUCACCCUCCACACUGGCUACGAGGUGCUCAUACAGCGGCUGUUGGAUGGGAGGAGGAUGUGCAAAGACGUGGAGGAUUUGCUCAAGCAGAGAGCACAAGCAGAAGAGAGAUAUGGGAAAGAGCUGAUUCAGAUCGCCCGAAAAGCAGGAGGACAAACAGAAAUCAACACACUGAAGGCAGCUUUUGAGAGGCUCAAGCAACAAAUUGAAAGUGUUGGAAACUCUCAUAUCCAGCUGGCUGUAAUGCUGAAGGAUGAACUGAAAGGAAUAGAGGAGUUCCGAGAAAGACAGAAGGAGCAAAGAAAAAAGUAUGAGUCUGCGAUGGAGCACAUGCAAAAGAGCAAGCUGUCCCAUUAUAAGAAAACAAUGGAGUCAAAGAAGACCUACGAACAGAAGUGCAGGGAGGCGGAUGAGGCCGAGCAGUUCUUCGAACGGACAAGUGCUUCAGGCAACCAAAAGCAGACAGAAAAGAGUCAGAACAAAGCCAAGCAAUGCAGAGAUGCAGCCAACGAAGCAGAGAAGGUGUACAAACAGAAUAUUGAGAAGCUGGAUAAGGUCAGGACAGAGUGGGAACAGGAACAUAUCAAAACCUGCGAGGUCUUCCAGCUCCAGGAGUGCGACCGCAUCACCAUACUCCGCAACUCGCUGUGGGUUCACUGCAACCAGCUCUCCACGCAGUGUGUGAAGGAUGAUGAGCUGUAUGAAGAGGUUCGGGUAAGCUUGGAGAACUGCGUUGUAGAGUCAGACAUAGACUACUUCAUUAAGACUAAAAUGACAGGAACACAACCUCCAGAUGCAAUAGGAUAUGAGAACUACUACAACAGAGAACCAAACAGAAGCAGCAGCAGCCCAAACCAGUCUUGUGGGAUGAUGAAGAGAUUCUCCGGACUACUGCAUGGAAGCAGCAAAAACAACACGGAAAGCAUCACUCCUUCAGCCCCUCCUCUUGAGAAAACAGACGGAGUCUAUGCAUCCAUUUUUGCAAAUGAACAAGCUGGAAUCACAGCAUCACAGGACUACAGAGUACUUUAUGACUACACAGCCCAGAACAUGGAUGAACUGGACAUCAGUGAAGGAGACAUUGUAGUUGUCAUUGAAGAAAAUGAGGAUGGCUGGUGGACAGCAGAAAGGAAUGGGCAGCGAGGCUUUGUGCCGGGGUCUUAUCUCAAAAAGCUUUGA